GGUUUUCAGGUAAUUAUGGACAAGUUCAUCACCAAGUCCACCAAGCGCGCCGCCUCGGCCGGCGACGAUGGCGAUAAUGCCAGUCAUACCUCUACGAACAAGAAAGUCAAGUCGGAAAGUAUCUCGGCUCCUGCCGUGGGUGAUUGCACAUGGGAGACGAUUGGAACGGUGCUGUACAUGCACAACAUCCCCCGAAGCACAGGUGCUCCAAUUGCAGACAACACGCUCGCAUCGAUAGCAGCAUUCGACAUGGAUAGCACGUUAAUCUCGACGAAAAGUGGCAAGACGUUCCCCACAAACGCGAACGACUGGAAGUUCUGGAACGAGUGCGUCCCCGCCAAGUUGCGGGCCCUCGUCGCGGACGGGUACCACGUCGUGAUCUUCUCCAACCAAAGCGGGUUGUCCAAGGGCCGGGUUGGCGCCACCGAGCUCAAGACCAAAAUCCAAGCGAUUGCCGCCCAACUCAACCUUCCGCUUCGCGUGUUUCUCAUGUCCGCCGACGAUCAUAUGCGGAAACCUCGAACGGGCGCGUGGAAGCUCCUGCUCGACCACUGCAGUCUCAAUGUCGAUGCCGCCACCAGCUUUUACUGCGGCGAUGCAGCUGGGAGACCGAAAGCGCCAGGGAAGCCGAAAAAGGACUUUUCAUGCGCCGACUACAAGUUUGCACUUAACGUUGGCGUGCCGUUCCACACUCCCGAACGGUUGUUCUUGCAGUCCACGCUGAGCCUCCAUUGCAAAGAAUCGUCGUUCGACCUUGGCUUUGAUCCGAGGACAUUACUCCAUCCAGUAACCACACUAAUCGUGACACCACACGACGCCCAGGAGAUGGUGGUGCUGGUGGGAAGUCCAGCGUCGGGCAAAAGCUCGUUUUGCAAAGCGUAUUUUCCCGGCUAUGCCCGGAUCAACCAAGACACGCUGAAAACGGCUGCGAAAUGCAAAGCAGCGGCACAGGACUUGCUCUCCUCCGGCCGUAGCAUCGUUGUCGACAACACGAACCGCGACGUCAAGACGCGGGCCGAGUGGGUCGCGUUGGCGAGAACGAAUAAUGUUCCCGUGCGUGCGUUUUAUUUGGACGUAACGAAGCCAGUGGUGUUUCACUUGAACGAGUUUCGCAUGCUGCUCAAGGAACGACAUCCGGAUGAUCCGGAUCUGGCCAAACCGAAUGUGCCGGAUAUGGUCAUCCACGGCUUUUUCAAAAACGUCCAAGUGCCCACGGUACGACUACUACUACUAGUACUACUAGUCCAUCUACUACUACCAUUGCCCACUUGAUGCAUAUUCCACAAAAGCGUACAACUGCCACGAGUCCUCUCCGUUUCUCGGCGACCAAUGGAUACACAAUAAUAUAUAUAUUUUUGCAUGAUAAUAUUUCUUUUUCUAUCUGGUAUAGGUCCAAGAAGGAUUUGGGUCGGUCGAAGUUGUACCAUUUGUGCCCCUGCCAUAUCUCGUGCAAGGAAAUACAACAGCAGACGACUCCACAGGACCAACCCGUGGCGCCCUGGACGACCAAGACAAGGUCCUCUUGACGUCGUUUCUGCUGGGGUAAUCGACUUGUAAAAAUAUGUUUAAACAACUAUUUUUUACUGGGCGAGAAUCCCGCGAAGCACUGCGGCUUCGGCGGCCAUGUCGUCCACACUUCGACACACACGAACGUCGUCGUCCUGUGGGUCCAAGUCGAACGACGGACGGGUCGCGUCGUGCGUAGCCAGCUACAAAUCAUACACAGCGCACAUAUUAGUACAUAUAAAAAAAUCAAAAUAAUACUAAAUAUUGUCAAUAUGCGA
This is a messenger RNA of Aphanomyces astaci, 1784 nucleotides long. RefSeq names its product polynucleotide kinase 3'-phosphatase, variant 1. The transcript is spliced from 9 exons. Gene Ontology annotation, molecular function: polynucleotide 3'-phosphatase activity; ATP-dependent polydeoxyribonucleotide 5'-hydroxyl-kinase activity; double-stranded DNA binding. Gene Ontology annotation, biological process: DNA repair. Lineage: Eukaryota; Oomycota; Saprolegniomycetes; Saprolegniales; Verrucalvaceae. The coding region runs from base 16 to 1272 and encodes 418 amino acids. The record is from RefSeq and is a predicted model, not a curated record.